AUGUGGCACACAGGCCUUGUCCCGUCGUCUGUGCCGCCGUACGUGCUGACCGUCGAAGUUUGCGGGCGCCCCAUUUCCAUGGAACUGGACACGGGGGCCAGUGUGUCGGUCAUGGCUGGCAAACUUUUCAAAAGGACCUUCCCCGGAGUGGCCGUCGAGGCUUCAGGCGUCAUGCUGCGGAGUUACUCUGGAGAGCUUUCCCAGGUCGAAGGCCAGGCCCAGGUCAGCGUUCGUUUUGGCAACAGGGAAGCAACCCUUCCUCUGUAUUUGACCAAGGGGUCAUCACCGACGCUGCUCGGCAGAAAUUGGAUUUGCGCACUGGGUGUUCGGCUGCCAGAAGGCCAGGAAGCAGCCCUACAUGGCUUACAAGACAUCCCGAGCCUCCUAACAGAUUUCCAGUCACUGUUCCAGCCAGGGGUGGGCACAUUUGCCGGUACGACUGCUGGCAUCCAUGUACCCGAGGGAGUCCGGCCUCGGUUUUUCAAGCCUCGCCCGCUGCCGUUCGCACUGAAGGACGGGGUAACCCAGGAGCUGCAACGGUUACAGCGAGAAGGCAUCCUGGUACCAGUUAAGACUGCGGAGUGGGCCGCUCCCAUCGUUCCAGUCCCCAAGCGAGAUGGUAGUGUCAGAAUCUGUGGGGAUUUCAAGGUUACGAUCAACCCCGUCGCUACCGUCGAAAAGUACCCCCUGCCUAGGAUUGAAGAUCUCUGGUCGGCUUUGUCUGGUGGCCAGAAGUUCACGAAGCUCGACCUCAGAGACGCGUACCAGCAGUUGGUGCUCCAGGAGGCCUCACGGAAAAUCUGCACAACGUGCUGGCCCCGACUUCAGGAUGCUGGUCUCAAGCUCAAGCGGGAAAAGUGCGUGUUCAUGGUUCCCAGUGUAGAAUACCUCGGACACGUCAUCUCCCAAGCCGGCCUGACUCCGGCCCCCCGCAAAGUUGAGGCUGUUCUGAAGGCGCCGAAGCCCCGAAACAAGAAAGAGCUGCAAAGCUACCUUGGUCUCAUCAAUUUCUACAGGAGGUUCCUGCCCAACCUGUCUGCGCAUCUACAGCCACUGCACAUUCUGCUUCGAGAUGGCCAGCAUUGGGUGUGGAAGAAGGAGCAGGACGUGGCCUUUGAGCACACCAAGCCUGUUGUCCUUACUGUAGAUGCAUCACCCUAUGGUGUAGGAGCCGUCCUAGCGCACAGAGACAAGGAUGGCCAAGAACGCCCGGUGUCGUUUGCUUCUCGACGUCUUCACACAGCAGAGCAGCGUUACAGCCACCUGGACAAGGAAGGCCUCGCCCUCAUGUUUGGCGUCGAGCGUUUUCACCAGUACCUGUGGGGCCGAAAGUUCGAGGCAGUGACGGACCACAAACCACUGCUGGGGCUACUGGGGCCAGACAAGGCGGUCCCCGUGCAGGCAUCACCUCGAGUGGUACGAUGGGCCUUGAAGCUGGCGGCCUACAGCUACCAGUUGGUGUACCGUCCGGGAAAAGACCUGGGACCUGCCGAUGCCCUGAGCCGGUUGCCGCUGCCAGAGGUGCCUGCUGCUGUUCCAGAGCCAGCUGAAGUGCUCAUGCUGGAGCAUGCGUACCCAGAGGUACUCUCCAGGUCUGCUGUGUCGCAGGCGACCAGUCGGGACCCGGUCCUGUCCCAGGUGGUGAAGGCAGUAUCCCGAGGGGAGGAGUUGGUGCAGCAGCCCUACAGCCACAAGGCCGCUGAGCUGAGCCUGGAGCAGGGCUGCCUACUUUGGGGUUCCAGGGUGGUGAUCCCACAAAGUCUCCGGUCCAGGGUCCUGCAGUUGCUGCACGCGGGGCAUCCUGGCGUGGAAAAGACAAAGAUGGUGGCCCGGUCCCACGUUUGGUGGCCUGGACUGGACCAGGACAUCGCUCACAUGGUGCAGAGCUGCCAAGUCUGCCAGGAACAUCAACGGGCCUCGCGUCAUGUGGAGAUCACCCCAUGGCCAUUCCCACAGAGGCCCUGGUCCCGCCUUCACGUGGAUUUUGGGGGCCCCUUCAAAGGCCACUACUUCCUGGUGGUAGUCGACGCAUUUUCAAAGUGGGUAGAAGUCCUACCUGUCACCACUCCGUCAGCAGGUGCGACCAUUGCAGCACUUCGGCAGGUUUUUGCAGCCCAGGGGCUGCCGGACAUCAUAGUCUCCGAUAAUGGGCCCGCUUUCGCCAGCGCAGAGUACCUGGCCUGGCUGACAAAGAACGGAAUCCGCCGAAUGAUGGUUCCUCCGUACCACCCUGCUUCAAACGGUGCAGCUGAGCGGGUGGUGCAGACUAUUAAGGACAAACUUAAGAAGAGCCAGGCUGGGGAUUUCCGUACGCAGGUCGCCCGCAUACUCUUCCAGUACCGGACUACACCUCAUGAUGUCACCGGCCGUGCCCCCUGUGAGCUUCUGCUGGGACGGAUGGUGAAGACACCGUUGGACAUUCUGCAUCCAGACCUCCGGUCUACGGCGCUCCUCAAACAGCUGAAGCAGAAGCUGGCUGCUGACAAAGGGUUGCCGUCCCUUGGCCAUUGCCGGAGCCUGGAGUGCCAGUAUUCGCCAGGAAUUUCCGUUCUGGCCCACCUUGGUCUGCUGGACAAGUGGUCUCGCCUGCAAGCUCCUCCUCUCUGCUCGUACGAAUGCAGGAUGGAACCACAUGGCACCGGCAUGCUGACCAUGUGA
Rhipicephalus sanguineus (brown dog tick) is the source of this 2658-nucleotide messenger RNA. RefSeq lists its product as uncharacterized. Gene Ontology annotation, biological process: DNA integration; proteolysis. The coding region runs from base 1 to 2658 and encodes 885 amino acids. The transcript is spliced from 3 exons. The record is from RefSeq and is a predicted model, not a curated record. Gene Ontology annotation, molecular function: aspartic-type endopeptidase activity; nucleic acid binding. NCBI's taxonomy places the organism in Eukaryota, Metazoa, Arthropoda, Arachnida, Ixodida, Ixodidae.